GGACUCGAUUCUACUGACUAACGAGGAAAAUUUCUUGUUUAAAGAAAUCAUCUUGUAUCAAAAUGUCAUCGAGCAGUUGGUUCGAGAUUUAAUAAAGACUUAAUCCUAAUAACUGAGAAGAACGAUUCGUUGAUAGGAAGAUUAAUUACUUGAAAUUUUAUUAAAAAAGGAGUAUUUUGCAUUUAUUUAAAUUCAAGUGGACCAUGUAUUCGUAUGAACUUCGAGGUUUCGAAGAAAGCGUCGUAGUUUGUGCUAACAUUGCGAAACAUAUUUUGAAUAAUAUCUAUAUCCCAACACCACACUUAUUAUCAAUAAUAGCUGCCACGUUAAAUAUGAAAUAUAAGAAAUAAAAGAUCAAAAAAUUGAAGUCUUCGAGGAACACUAAACGAUCAUAAAUCAUUCACGAACAUUAGGAAAAUAACUUUUGCAAGUUGCAUCGUACGAAAGGAAAUAAUCGAUUAUUGUUUGUAGAAAAACAAAGCACACAGGCUUCGUUUAAGUCGGCUGGUUACAUAAUUUGGAGACAGUGAUUGACAUUAUUAUCGUCGGUGAGCAAAUUAGUUUCCUGAGAAGAUAACUAUCGCUGUCAUCAAACACGGUGCUAAAUAAACGAUUCGGCAAACGAUAACAUUCGGACGAGUUACAGUAAUUAUCUUCCGUGCAUCUGUGUUGUAGAAUAAUAUUUUUUCAACUAACAUUGCGAACGAGAGAAUUCUUCCAUUAUCUACGGCUAUGAUUGCGACAAAGAACGUAAGAUAAAAAAAAACAAAAAGAUAGGAAUCGUAGCUUCUGUGGAAAAAUAAGCGACAAUGGAGGUAGCUGAUAAUGACACCCAACCAUCAUUUCCUUUUCAGCGAAUCCUUUUUCCAUACACCUGUGCAAUAUCUGAUGCAUCUCAUUCCAUCUCCCCUUUUCAUGUAAUCACGUCGUGACUAUUUAUUCGACGGGCCAAAAGCGAGAGAAACAGUGUCGAGUGUCGAGAUAUCAGUGAAUAUGAAGUAUCUCCUCGUUUGCAGCGUGGUCGCUUUGCUGGGACUCUCUGUCCUUGGAGCUCCCUCGGAGUCUAGUUCCUCCAGUUCUUCCAGCCUUUACAGCGACCGAGAGAAACGCAGCCCCCAAGGUGACUCUCAAAAUUGCGGCCCACCACCGAAUGGAUCACCAUGCGGGCCACCUCCAGGAUCGCAUCCAGGACCACCCCCAGGUAUGUCUCCUGACGAUAUGGCCCAAUUGGGGCACACAAUGAUGUCUCAGUCUGGAUCCUCUGGAUUCGUGAGUGGAGAUAUGAAGAGAAGCAGAAGGGCUACUCGAGUAGGUGGAGACGGUGGUAGAGGAAGAGGGCGAGCAGGUGGUGAUAUGGGAGGUGGUAUGGGUGGUGGAUUUGGAGUUGGCAUGGGUGCUAACGUUGGUGCUGGAGGUCAACAUUGAGGUGGCAUGGAAUAAAUAAAUUCACGAACACCGUAGCUUUAAGGUGAUACAUGGAAUUCUAGAAAUAGUUAUGAAAUUGCUGAUGUAGUGUAGAUUAUCACGUUGAAAUAAAUCAAUUGAUAAAAAAACAACUUGUCUUUGAAAUAUCAUCAACCAAAUUUUGAGACCUUGGAUCCUGAUCCUUAUGUAAACUGUCUUCUUUAAGGAAAUUUGUAAUCUUUUGUUGAAUCAAAUGUUACUUGUUUAGCCACUGAAAGUCUCUACUAACCAACCAGAAACUCCCAGUGGGAGUUCAUUGGAUUUAUCUUUCGUUUCCUCGUGCGAAUCGCUUGAUGAAUCUCAAAUGGGGUGAAG
This is a messenger RNA of Bombus terrestris (buff-tailed bumblebee), 1779 nucleotides long. RefSeq names its product translation initiation factor IF-2. Bases 994 to 1425 code for a protein of 143 amino acids. The transcript has 3 exons. Lineage: Eukaryota; Metazoa; Arthropoda; Insecta; Hymenoptera; Apidae. The record is from RefSeq and is a predicted model, not a curated record.